Molecule: messenger RNA, 936 nt
Organism: Aphanomyces astaci
Lineage: Eukaryota; Oomycota; Saprolegniomycetes; Saprolegniales; Verrucalvaceae
Exons: 3
Coding region: 19-903 (294 amino acids)
Molecular function (GO): S-adenosylmethionine-dependent methyltransferase activity
Source: RefSeq, a predicted model, not a curated record
GACAGUUUGUGAAGCAUCAUGUACCGCCAAGGAAUCGUAAAAGCCUUCUCCAGCGUUCCGUUGCCCCAGGGAUACAGCAUCUACCACAAGGCUCGUCCCGACUACCCCUUUCACGCGUUCGACAAGCUCGACGAAGUCCUUCACCUGCAAGACCGACAUCCUUCAGCUGUGUACGACAUAGUCGAGAUCGGCGCUGGUCAAGGCAAGCUAACGAAGGCACUCAAGCGUGUCUUGCCAGGAGGCACGCGUUUUGCUGCAGUCGAGCCCAACAAUGAUCGUCGUACCGAGUUCCGCCAUUUCGUGUCGGACGUCCCGGUGUUCGACGGCACCGCCAGCGCCACCACACUUCCAAACGAAUCGGUGGGCAACAUUGCCAUCGGACACGCGUUCCACUGCAUGGCGAAGGCCAAUGCUCUUGACGAAUUCCAUCGCAUCUUGGUCCCCAAUGGACGUCUCGGCAUCAUGCUCAACACGGGGGACUUCAACUCGUGUCCGUUCAUGCAAGACGUGGAGCGCGUGGUCAAGUCAUUCAAUGCCGCGUACGUGCCAUCCCAGCCCAACCAUGACCAGCUGCAGCAGAUCUUCCACGACCGACCGCACCUGUUCUCGCCGAUGCAGUCCCAGCGCAUCGACACGGUGUUCUCUGCGUCCGUAGAUGGGAUCGUGGACUACCUCAUGUCCACAUGUGUCAUGGCGAACCUGUCCCAUCGCCGCCAAACUGACGUCCGGCUGUCGAUCGCCCGGCUGAUCGAGAUGAACCCCGACGUCACAGAAGACGAGCACGGGGAGCACAAACUCGAGUUGCCGUGCCUCGUCGAGCUCCACUGGGUCCAGAAAGCCCAAGCUCUCCAAGACACCCCCGCACAACACCACCCGGACGACGUGGUGAUGCAGUCAUGUUAACUAUUACUUGUUCAUUCAGUGGAUUCGUGUGCA